This is a messenger RNA of Mytilus trossulus (common blue mussel), 2895 nucleotides long. RefSeq names its product aminopeptidase N-like. The transcript has 22 exons. Lineage: Eukaryota; Metazoa; Mollusca; Bivalvia; Mytilida; Mytilidae. The record is from RefSeq and is a predicted model, not a curated record. Gene Ontology annotation, cellular component: cytoplasm. Bases 1 to 2895 code for a protein of 964 amino acids. Gene Ontology annotation, biological process: proteolysis; peptide catabolic process. Gene Ontology annotation, molecular function: zinc ion binding; peptide binding; metalloaminopeptidase activity.
AUGGCACCUAAUCACGAUGUAAGUUUUGACAACACCUAUGUAGAUGCAUGUUUUGACAAUACCUUUGCCGAGGAUCGUGCAGGUAGGGAGGAUCGUGCAGACAGAACAACGACACAAUAUGGUAAUUUUGAACCAUGGCAACCUAUGUGGUUCCCACCUAGAACCACACAUAAACCUACAACUACAGCUGGAACUGCAACGCCACCUGAAGGUCGAAGUGUUCGUUUACCACUCAAUUUAUAUCCAGUUUCAUAUGAUCUAGAACUUCAACCUUUUAUAUAUGAUAGAAAUCCAGCCGACUUCUAUUUUAAAGGAAAAGUUAAAAUUGAAAUGGAAUGCAAGAGAUCAACAAAUGAAAUAGUUCUACAUAGCAAUAAGCUUAACAUUACGACAAGUUCUAUGACGAUAACACCAAUGUCAUCUGGACAGGGUAUAAUAAAUCCUACAAUAGAAUUUGACACUGUCAAUCAGUUCCUGAUUUUGAAAACAAACACUCAAUUUAUUGUCGGGUCGAUCUAUACUGUUUACAUUGAGUUCACUGGACCUUUACUUCCUGAUCUGGCUGGCUUUUAUCAAAGUUCAUACAAACGUGGAAAUAAUACUAUUUAUAUUGCAACAACACAGAUGCAGCCAACAGACGCACGAAAAACAUUUCCAUGUUUUGAUGAGCCGGCAGUCAAAGCAAAAUUUAAAAUUACACUUGUACGCAAACAACACAUGGUUUCACUGUCAAACACACCAAUAACUAGUAAUAAUACCAGGGGAAAUGGAUGGAUCGCAGAUUCCUUUGAAGUUACACCAAAGAUGUCAACUUAUUUAUUGGCUUUCAUAAUAUGUGAUUUCAAAUACACAGUAGAAACUACUAAAAAUAACGUGAAGUAUAGAGCAUGGGCACGCCCGGAGGCGGUUGGUCAAACUCCAUACUCUUUAGAUGUUGGCGUCAAAUGCUUAACCUAUUUUGAAGAAUACUUUGAUAUUCCAUUCCCUCUACCGAAGUCAGACAUGAUAGCUGUACCAGAUUUUGCUGCCGGUGCUAUGGAGAACUGGGGACUAAUUAUUUACAGGGAGACGGCCAUGUUGUAUGAUCCAAUGGAGUCAGCAGAGACAAACAAACAGAGGGUAGCUGUAGUCGUCUCACAUGAAUUGGCACAUCAAUGGUUUGGAAACUUAGUGACGCCAUCUUGGUGGGAUGAUUUAUGGUUGAAUGAAGGAUUUGCCAGCUUUGUUGAAUACAUGGGAGUCGAUCACGUCCAUCCUGAUUGGCUGAUGUUUGAUCAAUUCGUGGUUGAAGAUUUACAGGACGUUUUCAAUCUGGAUGGUUUGGUAACCUCACAUCCUAUCUAUGUACCAGUCGCUCAUCCAAGUCAAAUCAAUGAAAUCUUUGAUGGAAUUUCAUACAAAAAGGGUGCAACUGUGAUAAGAAUGCUGAGGUUCUUUCUUGGAGAAGAAACAUUUAGAAAGGGACUUCAAAGAUAUCUUAAAGAACAAGCAUACGGAGCUGCGUUUCAUGACGAUUUGUGGAAAGCUUUAUCAGAGCAAAGCAUAGCAGAUGGUAAACCAGAAAGAGUUCAAAAUGUCAAACAGAUUAUGGAUACUUGGACACUGCAGAUGAAUUUUCCAACUGUGUUCAUGGAGAGAACAGGAGAUAAUGUAAGAAUAAGCCAGUCUAGAUAUCUACUAGAUAAGAAUGCUACAGAUCCAGGAACAUAUACGUCGCCGUUUGGAUAUAAAUGGGAAAUACCUUUUACAUUCACUAGUAAAUCAACUUCUUAUUUCAACCAAUCAUACGCUGACAUUAGCUGGAUGGGAAAAGAUGGAGAAGAUGUUGAACUUAUAAAUGCAUUGUCUGGUGAAUCGAUGGAGAACUGGUACCUCGGGAAUGCUAUGCAGUAUGGAUACUACAGGGUUAACUAUCCAGAGAGCAACUGGCAAAAAUUGAUCCAACAAUUAAAGACUGAUCUGACUAAAAUUCAUCCAAUACAUAGGGCUCAGAUUAUAAAUGAUGCGUGGAACUUGGCCAAAUCAGGUGACCUAAGGAUGAAUAUAGCCCUUCAAACAGUUGAAUACUUGUCGACUGAAGAAAAUAUUUUACCGUUUUGGGCGGCUUCGGGGGAAUUAAGUUAUGUUGAUGGAAUGCUUGAAAGAACAGCCUUAUAUGGAAACUUCUCUAAAUUCAUGAAAGCAACGUAUACAAUUCCUUUCAAUAAGCUUGGAAUGGACAACUCCGGAUCAAGUCAUUUAGAAAUAUUCUUGAGAAGAACUGUUGUUGCACAUGCAUGCAAAUAUGGUAAUGAUGUUUGCAUUGAAAAUGCUAGGAAGCUUUUUAAAGAGCUAAUGGACACAGCAGAUGGAAUUAAUCCAAUUGAUGUUAAUCUGCGAUCGACUGUGUACUGUAUAGCAAUACAAUACGGGGGUGUAGAGGAAUGGGAUUUUGCAUAUAAAAAAUAUAAGACAUCUGAUGUUGCUACAGAAAAGGCUGCUUUGUUGAUUUCGUUAUCCUGCAGCAGGGAUGUUUGGGUCUUAAGCAGAUUCCUAGGAUAUACAUUAAUGCCCGAGGAGAUUCGAAAGCAGGAUGCAGUUUUCAUCAUUGUUUAUAUAUCAAGAAAUGCUAUUGGUAGAUCUUUAGUAUGGGAUUUUUUCCGGGGAAACUGGGAUUUAAUUUUUAAACAGUAUGGCGGUGGUUCGUUUUCAUUUUCACAUCUGAUCACUGGUAUUACAGCUAAAUUUAACACAGAGUUUCAGUUACAAUCGGUCAGAAGCUUUAAAGACAGUGUUCCAGAUCUUGGUUCAGGAGCCAGAGCUUUUCAACAGUCCAUUGAGAAAAUAAACUUUAAUAUUAAAUGGAUGGCCAAAAACUAUAAGAUAGUACAGGAUUGGUUAAAAAAACUGUCGUAA